Drosophila guanche is the source of this 5615-nucleotide messenger RNA. RefSeq names its product diacylglycerol kinase theta-like. Bases 635 to 5275 code for a protein of 1546 amino acids. Gene Ontology annotation, biological process: intracellular signal transduction; diacylglycerol metabolic process; lipid phosphorylation. NCBI's taxonomy places the organism in Eukaryota, Metazoa, Arthropoda, Insecta, Diptera, Drosophilidae. The transcript has 17 exons. The record is from RefSeq and is a predicted model, not a curated record. Gene Ontology annotation, molecular function: nucleic acid binding; ATP-dependent diacylglycerol kinase activity.
AGCCUUCUAAACGCAACAAAAUUAACAUAAAAUCAAAAACAACAACCACAAAAAAUAAAAACAAAACAAAAGAAAAUCGAAUUUCCGGCUAGCAGAUGUCUGGAUAAAGGAAACGCCACCUGGAGGACCAAUGGAUGAAAAUGCAGCCGUCGUCGUCGUCACUUUUGUCGUCGUCGUCGUUGUCCUCCAUUUGUCAGAGCUUUUGUCGUCAGCAGCAGCAACAGCAGCAGCAGCAUUCAAAGCAGGCAGAGCAGCAGCAGCAGCAAUCCCGGAGAAGCAGAAGAGCAGAUCAGGUGGAGAAACGGGAUCUGCUAGCCUUCACCUACGUGCUGAUUCCUGCGACAGCGCUGCCUCAGCUGGCGUUGUUUGCCAGCAGCAGACGCUCAGCAGAAGCUGCAGUGGCCGCCUAAGUUGCGCCGGCAUCCUUUAGAGGGCGCCAGACAACACAACUGUUAUAUACACCGAAGAAAGAGAAGAAGCAGCCACAAAAAAAAAGAGGAGAAAGCAGCCGCAGAAGAAACACAAAACAAUAGAUAUAGAAAGAAAAGUUGCGAAGCCACAUCCGAAACUUAAGGAAAGAUAGAGGAGAGGAGGCACCGAAUUGAGCAGCCGCAGCGGUAUUUCGACAAACAAAAUGGCGGAUGGUGGGCAUUCAUUCGUGAAGAAGACAUUUCAUAAGCCAACUUACUGUCAUCACUGCUCGGAUCUGCUCUGGGGCCUCAUCCAGCAGGGCUACAUAUGCGAGGUUUGCAACUUUAUCAUACACGAACGAUGUGUCACGAAUGUGGUAACACCCUGUUCCGGCAUCGCUCCAUGCAUUAUAAAGAAUCCCGUUGCCCAUUGUUGGUCCGAGCCAACGCAUCACAAGAGGAAAUUCUGCACAGUUUGCCGUAAGCGAUUGGAUGAAACGCCAGCGGUGCAUUGUCUAGUUUGCGAAUAUUUCGCGCAUAUUGAGUGCCAAGAUUUUGCCGUGCCCGAUUGCACAGAGAAUGCCACCUAUGUGCCCGGCAAGGAGCUGCUUAAUGUGAAGCAUCAACACCAUUGGCGAGAGGGCAAUCUUCCAUCAACGUCCAAAUGCGCAUACUGCAAGAAGACCUGCUGGUCCUCGGAAUGUCUCACUGGCUAUCGCUGCGAGUGGUGUGGCAUGACCACCCAUGCCGGAUGUCGCAUGUACCUGCCAACCGAAUGUAAUUUUGGUAUUCUACAACCUAUCUACUUACCUCCGCAUUCAGUCUCGAUACCACGCACCGAGGUGCCCAUCGAGGCGAUCAUCGGCGUUCAGGUCAAGUCGAAAACGACGCUCGUGCGCGACUAUUCGUGUCUGGGAGAGACGAGCACCGAGCUGGAACCGGACCAGGAGCGCCACGACGACCAAGAGGAGGAUGAAGACGACGACUACGUUGGCACGGAGGCGGACAGCGCCCUGCAGCUGACGACUUCCACCUCGAACGUUCUUGGACCGCUGCAAAAGUCGCCGUCGACCAACUCAUCGCUGCAUCUGCUCUACACGAGCAUCUUCAGGAAGCUGGGACACGGCAGAAGACGCCGGAAGCGCGGCGGUGGGAUAUCUCAGAGCGAGGAAGACGAUGAGGAGGAGGAGGAGGACGAAGACGAGGUGGAUGGCGGUGUCUGUGAUAUAAGCGGUGGCGACAUCAGCGACGACUACGACCACUGUGACGUGGCCCUGCGUCGGCGUGAAAGAGCCGCACGCCGGCAGCCGCGAGAAGUCAGCGAGACGGACUACCACGGCGACGCAGAAAUGGAGACGGCGCCCCGGGAGAGCUGCUACGAGACCUCGGACACCGGCGGCGAUCUGACGAACACGGAUGAGCUCGACUCCAGCAUGAAUCUGAUCAGCAACCUUAGCUAUAAUAGUAGUAAUAGUAACACCUCCCAUGCCUCAAGAGCUGCCCACCCACCUACAGCUGCUGCUGCUGCCACAGGCACCGCAGCUGCCACUGCCACUGCCACUGCCAUCGCCACUGCGACUGCUACUGCGAGUGGUAAAAAUCCAAAUCCAAAGACUGGGGCCGCUCCGGCGGCCAAGCCCAAGCCCAAGACCAUACUCAGUGUCUCGAAGUACAAGCACAAGGUGGCCGGAAAGGGCGGAUCCCUGAGUUCGCCCAACUCCAGCGACUGCUCCUCGGCCUCACCCUCAGCGAUGGCGAGCGGCUCCCUCACCCACACACUGCUCCAGCUCUCGCCCGUGGGACGGAGCAAGUCCUUCCAGGAGCCAGGCGUCAGUGUGUCCCGCUACAAGAAGUACGGACGCGGUCUGUUCCGACGGCGAUCCAAGCGAUCGCCGAAGAACACGGCUGGCAGUGGAGUGGCGGGUGCAGGCGGCGGUGUGAAGAGCAACUACAGCCUGGACAGACUGUCGCAAAACAUAGAGAUAACCAUCCAGGACGAGGAUGGUAACUACCGGCCAUAUGACGACAACUACCACAUGCUGGCGCGCCGCACUGCUGGCCACGAUGCCACCGACGUGGAUGAUGACGUGUGCUUCGAUGAUCUCUACCUGGACGAUCGGCCCGGCGGACAGAGCGACGAUCUAGCGGCCUUUGCCGGCGACAUCAGCGAUGGCGGUGCCAGCAGUCGAUCGCGUGCCAGCGAUGCCAGCGAUGGCCAUGUCCUGGGGCGACUCCUGCGGCAUGUGCGGGGCCUCUCCGUCGGCUGGCGCAAGCCGCGCUAUCAAAAGCGCAGAGCACGCAGCAUAUCCGAGGAGUUCAGCAGCGGCGAUACGCCCCGCUUCAAGGAUGAAGAGUCCGCCAGCAAAACCGAAUCGGGCCAUGGACCCAGCAGUGGUGGUGGCGAAAGAGGAGGCGGUGGCGCCAGUGGCAGUGGUGGUGGAGGCGGAGGAGGAGGCUCCAGCACUGCUGGCGGAUCUGCGGCACCGUCGGGUGGUGGCGGUGGUGGUGGUGCCGGUGGCGGUGGCGGUGGCUCCGGUCAUUAUAGUAGGCCCGAUUCCGCUAGCCACAAGUCGGAUGCCAAGUCCGAUGCCAAAAUGGAAAGAGACCGCGAGAAGAAGGAAAAGGAGCGCGAGGAGAAGGAUAUAGAGAUGAUCAAGGUAUUCGAUGGCAACAACUCAUUCCGCCGACAACAGUACCGCGUGAUCAUUGUGCAGCGAACGUAUACGCUGGAGCAGCUGCUGACCACCGCACUGCGGGCCUUCCACAUCACUCGCGAUCCGCAGGCCUUCUAUCUGACCGAUCUGUAUGCACCCGCUGGCAUGGAGGACACCCCAAUGCUGGACCCAACCCCAGUGCUCAGUCUGGUGCACUUGGAAGGCAAGCGACCGGCGAUAUAUCUUCGGUUUCACGACAGGGAGAAGGGCCAUGUUCGCGUGUAUCCUGGGAAGCUGCAGUGUGCCAUGGAGGAUCCGUAUGUCAGUGUGCCUGUGGAUAAUAACACAGUCAUCAAGGAUUUGAUACGCGAUGCUCUGGACAAGUUCGGGCUGCAGGAUAACCAGAUACAGGAUUACAGAUGCUCGGAGGUGCUGCUCGAUCGUGGCGUGACCGAACGCAUCCUCUCGUGGAACGAGAGACCUUGGGAUAUUACGAAGCAGCUGGGCAAGGACUCCAUACGCCAAAUGGAGCUGAUGCGCUUCUACAUGCAGCACAAGCAGGAUCCCCAUGGACCCAACAUUGCCCUCUUUGUGGGCAAUCUGCCCACAGGACUCUCGCAGCGCAACUACGAGCAGAUCCUCAACAAGUACGUCACCGAUGAGAAUAAGUUCAUCAGCAUUGGACCCAUCUACUACGAGUACGGCUCUGUGGUCCUGACCUUUGAGGAUGCCCAGAAGGCGGUUCGAGCCUUCUAUAAUCUCCGCGAGACGAUCAUCGAGGACAAGAAGCUGCUGGUGCUGCUCUUGCCGAACAUUGAGCCCAGCAUGGUGCCUUCCGAUGUGCGACCGCUGCUGGUCUUUGUCAACGUCAAGUCUGGUGGCUGCCAGGGCCUGGAGCUGAUCUCCAGCUUCAGGAAAUUGCUGAAUCCCUAUCAGGUCUUCGAUUUGGAUAAUGGAGGUCCUCUGCCAGGUCUGUAUGUUUUCCGCCAGAUAACGAACUACAAGAUUCUGGUUUGUGGCGGUGACGGCACCAUCGGAUGGGUGCUGCAGUGUCUGGACAAUGUUGGCCAGGACUCGGAAUGCUCUAGCCCACCGUGCGCCAUUGUUCCACUCGGAACGGGCAAUGAUUUGGCUCGGGUCCUGUGCUGGGGCUCUGGCUAUACCGGCGGCGAAGAUCCGCUGAAUUUGCUGCGGGAUGUGAUCGAGGCCGAGGAGAUACGGCUGGAUCGCUGGACCGUGGUCUUCCAUCCGGAGGAUAAGCCCGAAGAGCCGGCCAUGAAGGCGCCGUCCCAAACAACCGGUAAGAAGAAGAAGGCACACCAAGCACAUCUAUCGCAAUCGCAAUCGCAACAAACCAAUCAGCAUCAUCAAUUACCGGCUCUGACAUCGAGUGAUAUAUCAGGUGGGGCCCAGAACGAGGACAACUCACAGAUCUUUGUGAUGAACAACUACUUUGGCAUUGGGAUCGAUGCCGAUCUGUGCCUGGACUUCCACAAUGCUCGAGAGGAGAAUCCGAAUCAAUUCAACUCGCGGCUCCGCAACAAGGGCUACUACGUCAAGAUGGGCCUCCGGAAGAUUGUCGGACGCAAGGCGGUCAAGGAUCUGCACAAGGAGCUGCGCCUUGAGGUCGAUGGCAAGAUUGUGGAACUGCCGCCAGUUGAUGGCAUCAUCAUUUUGAAUAUAUUAAGCUGGGGCAGCGGCGCUAAUCCCUGGGGUCCCGACAAGGAUGAUCAGUUCUCCACACCUAACCACUACGAUGGAAUGCUGGAGGUGGUGGGCGUCACUGGCGUUGUCCAUUUGGGCCAAAUCCAGUCGGGCAUUCGCACGGCCAUGCGCAUAGCACAGGGUGGCCACAUUAAAAUACAUCUGAACACGGACAUGCCCGUUCAGGUUGAUGGCGAGCCCUGGAUCCAGAGUCCCGGCGAUGUUGUGGUUCUCAAGUCGGCUCUCAAGGCCACCAUGCUGAAGAAAACGAAGAGUAAGCGCCGCCUCACGGAGCCGCAUAUCUCGCCAGCGGUCCUGAGUCUCUCUGUGGCACAGUCGCAGGCACAACAGCAGCAGCAGCAGCAGCAGCAACAGCAGCAGCAACUACAAUUGCAACAGCAGCAGCAGCAAUCGCAGCAGCAGCAGCAACAGCUGCCAGAGAACGGCGAUAAGGAGGCGGCGGGGGCAUCAUCAAUGGUGCUGCCCCCUAGCUUUGGCAGCACCUAGAGCUUACCCUCCGCCUAUGCCUCGGGCCUGAGAUAUUGGUUUUCCUGUUUUUUCCCAUAGUCAAAGUAAUGAAACGAAACGCAACAGUAAACUUAAUUCACACACAAAAACGAGUAGCAGGGAAACAGAGGCGUGGCGUGGCGUUCCAUAUCCACAUCCAUAGCACAGCGAGCAUCGUCUUGUAAUCAUAUUAAAGCUUAAAACAACAAGAGCAAACUCCAAUUGCGAAAGCAAACUUAAACUUAAUCUUCCAUUCAAGGAGAAUCAACAGUAACGUAUAUCAUUAAACGAGAAACGAAAACAAAAACAAAAACCAAAGUAAAGACACAAGUAAACAAAA